AUGCCGAUACCCUCGCUGACUUCGUCACUGAAGACGCGAGUCCAGAGCGGGAAGGCAAAAGAGUCGAAGGCAUCAAAGUCUUCCCCCAACCCGCCACCCGAGAGCCGCGAAGAGCGCAGUCGAGUCCGGGCUGCGACAACUGCUUCCAUCCACCAUACCUCAGCCGUCGAGGGUUCUAAAAAGCAACGCCAUCUUCCGCAACCAGGGGAGCUGAAAUACACUUCCUGUACCGGUCGAGAUGACACCACCAGACGACAAGCGGGAGCAGCAGCGAUGCUGCCGCCUCCCCUCCCUGCUUCGGCAAAGUCCAAUGACACCACCUCCUCCAGCGGGCCAGGAGUCUCUGGCGUUCCAAGUCGCCUGAGGCCCCGUUCUAUGUAUCAAACCAGCUCGCAUGGGCUUCUUCCCCAAGCCUCUGUUACCGGCACUACAAGGCGCAUGAUGGAGCAGGGUGUAGAGAGGCCCAGCACUGCACAUUCGCCGAAUAUUACUCGGUCCCAAUCCCUUCGCAAACCCGGUUCAUCAGCGCGAGUUGCACCGCCAGCUUCCGCUCGCACACACAGUCGGACGCAGUCGGUGGACACGGCGGGAAUAAACAAUGGGAUAUCCGUAGAAGCCAUGGGAAAGAGGGAGAGGCCCCGGUCAUCAGUUGUACCUCCAGGUGACCUCAAAGGUGCCGCGAAUGAUGUGCCAGUCGAUUCGACGGAGCAUGCGACUUUGGAUAACGGGCGACACGCAACAAUAAGACGGUCAGGUAGCGUCCGCACUGGAGCGACAGCAGGACAUGCGUCCGAGUCCGUAAGCUUGGCGACGAGAGCCGGCGGAGUGCCUGAGAAACGGCCCGCUUCGAGAGUACAAAGCGCGAACGCCGAACAGAAUAAGAGCCAGUCGCGGCCCGCAUUCACAACGCUUCAGCAACACUAUACACCUAGGAAGGUUGGGAAGGCUCCGACUUCAACGUUCUUGCGUCCCCCUGCGCCUGAUGUCGAAGCGCACGCAAUCGCUCCGGAGAUGGCUGCUGUCCAGGCGGAGCUUCUGCAAUUACACUUACUGCACGAGUCAGCCGACCGUACAGAGAAACAAUGGGAACUAAACGCGAAGAGAAAGCUUCAUCGCAGAUUCGACGAGGUUGCCAGUCUGCAUCGUGUUAUGCGAGAGAGUGAGCUCAAGACGCAAGAGCAGCAGAAUCUUCAAGCGCUGACUGAGUGGAGCGCUUCCCAUUCGUCCUGCAGCUUUGCGGAACACAUCCAGAUUCUUUCUGGGCCCCUCCAGGAGCUCCCAUUACUGCUCCACCCUGGCGGUCGGUUCGAGCGUCUAGUGUCCGGCUUCCAACAUUGGGUGACGCGGGUUGAGGCUAUUUGGGAGGCGAGGGAGAAGGAUUCGCCAUCUGCACCUGGUAGCCUGACAUCCGUUGAGGCCCUAGGUGACAGCUGGAGAGCCGACAACGCAUCUCUGACACGGAAGCUGACGAGCUUCCAGCGCGACCUCGCUAGGUUAGCGAAACCGCCGCCCGAAUCGAGUAUCGCAUCCAUUGUGAGUGCCUGCUCGCAACUGGUGGAAGGGGUCUUGGAAGAGCUAGUCAUCAUGCAGAAGAUCCAAGAGGACAUUGUCAAGGCAGAACAAGAGUGGGUCAAAACAAGCCUGCAAAUCAUCGCCCGAGAUAUUGGAAAGCUACUGGACACAGAAGAGGAUCUUGUGGCUUGGCGACAGUGA
This is a messenger RNA of Westerdykella ornata, 1713 nucleotides long. RefSeq lists its product as uncharacterized. The record is from RefSeq and is a predicted model, not a curated record. Bases 1 to 1713 code for a protein of 570 amino acids. NCBI's taxonomy places the organism in Eukaryota, Fungi, Ascomycota, Dothideomycetes, Pleosporales, Sporormiaceae. The transcript has 2 exons.